Messenger RNA from Solanum dulcamara, 414 nucleotides. RefSeq names its product heavy metal-associated isoprenylated plant protein 47-like. The transcript is spliced from 3 exons. The record is from RefSeq and is a predicted model, not a curated record. NCBI's taxonomy places the organism in Eukaryota, Viridiplantae, Streptophyta, Magnoliopsida, Solanales, Solanaceae. Bases 1 to 414 code for a protein of 137 amino acids.
AUGAAGCAAAAGGUCGUGAUUGAUAUCCCACUUAGCAGUGAUAGGGGCAUAUCAAAGGCAAUGCAGAUUGCUGUAACUAUUAAAGGUGUUACAUCGGUAAAUAUAGAUAAGGGAAAAAGUCAUUUGGUGGUGAUAGGAGAAAGAGUUGAUUCAUUUGAAUUGAUGAAGUCCCUAAAGAAGAGGUUUAAGUGUGCUAGUAUUGUGAGUGUAGAAGAAGUGAAACCUCCCAAUAAAGAAGAAGAAGAAAAGAAGAAGAAGAAGGAAGAAGAAGAAAAGAAGAAGAAAAAACAAGAGGAAGAAGAAAAAGAAAAGUGUUGCAAACCAUGUUAUCCACCAAACCCUCCAUGUGUACAGUACUAUCCUGUAUGCCAACCUGUUUACGAUAAUUAUAACCCAACUUGCUCUAUUUUGUGA